AGGUUUAGUAAGCAUGCUAGGUUAGUCGCCAUGCCUGCAACAGCUAAAACGGAGUAUGUGAUUAGACUAUUCAAGGAGAACUGGGUCAGGGACUUUGGGCUUCCUAAGUCUAUUGUUAGUGACAGGGAUGUCAGAUUCACAAGUGAGUUGUUGAAGGCUGCAGCUGCAGAACAGGGUACACAGCUGCAGAUGACCUCCGGGAACCACCCAGAGGCAAAUGGCCAAGCAGAGCAACUGAACCGCGCUCAGAAGGAUUCUGCAGCCUUGUCAGCAGCUGUUCGCACUACCGCCACACAUCAGCAACAACAACAACAGCUGUGGAACACCACCACCGCACGCGUCAGCAGCAUUGAGGCUAAGGCCGCAGCAGCGCCAGGCUGCACGACAGACGAGACGAAGCAACUCAACGGGCACAUCGAUCACGUCGUCAAGCUCAUCGGCGACAUAGGUGUUUUCAAUGGGCCGGCCACGAUCAGUAGCACGGUGGCCGCCAUCAAGACGGACAUCACCAAGCUACAGACGAGACCGGACGCCGCGACGAAGAAUUACAAGAUGCCACACUUCGACAUCAGCAAGUUCGACGACCACAACAAGACGGACGCCUUGGCAUGGUGGCAACGUUUCCUUACGGAAGCAUCCUGCCGCACUGUCCCAGACGACUACAUGAUGAAGGCGCUAUACCUACAGCUGAUUGGAGGAGCGCAGGCAUGGAUGAACCACCUGGCGGCUACCCACACAUGCACCAUCGCCGAACUUCACACGCACAUCACGUGGAAGGAGUUCGAGCAGCUAUGGUUCACCCGGUUCAUGGUCCGCAGCGUCGUGAAUGCGGCCAUGAACGAGGUGUACACCUGCUCUCAAGGAARUAUGCCAACUCGAGACUGGACAACCAAGUGGCAGAAGAUAGUGACCACGCCAGGCUUCGAUUUGACUUUUCCAAAUCAACGAUCCGAGUUCUUCUCGCGAUCGUGCGCAGGAUUGCGGUCAGCACUCGGUAAUGAGUACGACUAUACCUCGUUCCAGGCUAUCAUGGAUCGCGCAAACCUGGUCAUCCAAACGGACGACAAGGCCGCUAACGAGAGACAAUCCCAACCGCAUUAUGUGGCUAAGCAGGGCUAUCAACGUCCGGCACAUAACAAUGCCGUAAUUUCUGAAGGAACAGACGAUCUCCACGCUGCAGCAGCAUCCUCGAGUGAUGGAGGAAUUGUAGCAGCGCUCCCGCCGAAGCGUCCCAAGAGAGUUCGGAAGAACAAGGCGACACAAGAGACGGCAUCGACGGGAACUGGGCAGCAGCCAUGGACGGCCUACAAGAUAACAAAGGAUGUCUAUGACCUUCGUCAAAAGUACGGAUACUGCCUUUGGUGCAACGGCGUCACUCAUUUGACCGCACAAUGCCCCGAAAAGGGCAAGGCACGCGUACCCCGUCCAGCAAACUCGGGAAACUGAGUUACGCAAGGAGAGGGGCGACGUCUCUCCUCACUCCGCCGCAACCGGUUGCC
This is a messenger RNA of Chara braunii, 1499 nucleotides long. The record is from the annotation of a GenBank genome assembly. Lineage: Eukaryota; Viridiplantae; Streptophyta; Charophyceae; Charales; Characeae.